AUGAAUCUGAACGAUUUUUCCAAACAGGAUUUUUCACUCAGAUCCGAUGGAAGGUCAACGAGAGGAAAGGAAGGCGGGUUUGCUGGUCCCAGUGACGAGCGAGAGUCCGGUGAAGUGGAUGGAGAGGCGGGAGAGGCGGGAGAGGGGGGAGAGGGGGAAGGGGCAAGAGCGGCGGUACCGGAAAGUGUUGAACGGGAGGAAGGAGUGGCAAUGGAGGAAGGGGAGGAAGGAGAGGAAGGGGAGGAAGGAGAGGAAGGGGAGGAAGGAGAGGAAGGGGAGGAAGGGGAUGCAGGAGAGGAAGGAAAGGAAGGAGAGGAAGGGAAGGAAGGAGAGGAAGGGGAGGAAGGAGAGGAAGGGGAGGAAGGAGAGGAAGGGGAGGAAGGAGAGGAAGGGGAGGGACGCGAGGAAGGGGAGGAAAUGGAGGAUGGAGAGGAUGCAGAGGAAGUAGAGGAAGAAGAGGCAGUUGAGAAAGGGGAAGAAAUGGAGGAAGGAGAGGAAGGGGAGGAAGGAGAGGAAGGGGAAGCAGGUGAGGAAGGGGAGGAAGGAGAGGAAGGGGAGAUGGGAGCGUCAGGAGAGGAAGGGGAGGUGGGCAUCCGGGCAGAAGAAGUGGUGAGCGCGGGAGUGGAUAUGGAGGAAACAGAUGCACAGACGGCGGAGUUAAGUGAUGGAGCAGAAAGUGCGCGUGCAGCGUCUGCAGGCGAAGCAACAAUGGCAGCAUGCUAUGGAGCUGGGGAAGUUGGUUCGGGAGAAGCAGAGCGGGGAGCAUGGGAAGAAGCGUCAGGUGAUGAUGGAUCGGCGGAUCAAGAGCUGCGGACGGAGGAGCAACGUGCGAGUGGGGAGCAAGAGGGGAGCGGGGAGCAGCGGGGGAGGAGUGCAGGGCAACGGGGGGAUGCGGAGCAGAGGGCUGAUGACAACGGGAGAAUGCGCGAGACGAUUGAUCUAAGUGGGGAGGACGACGACGAUGUGCUCGUUCUCUCUCCCGAUGCUGUACGCUCUCUGCACUUUGGCUUCUGCAUGGCAAUGAGAGUGCGGAGCGACGGCAGGCGCAGGAGCACGAGGGGGGGAGCACCAACGGGUGCAGGUCAGAGUGGUGGUGGUGGUGGUGGUGGUGGUGGUGGUGGUACGGGUGUGCGCCAGUUCUUCAUGCCUGCGCGCUCCUCCUCCUCCUCGCGUGCAAAUGCUUCCAGCACUCAUGCGCAGGCUCGCCGAGUCACGCGGCAGGCAGCUGGUAUGCUGUGA
Molecule: messenger RNA, 1239 nt
Organism: Closterium sp. NIES-65
Lineage: Eukaryota; Viridiplantae; Streptophyta; Zygnematophyceae; Desmidiales; Closteriaceae
Source: the annotation of a GenBank genome assembly